Messenger RNA from Drosophila persimilis, 3124 nucleotides. RefSeq lists its product as uncharacterized. NCBI's taxonomy places the organism in Eukaryota, Metazoa, Arthropoda, Insecta, Diptera, Drosophilidae. Gene Ontology annotation, molecular function: protein binding. The record is from RefSeq and is a predicted model, not a curated record. The coding region runs from base 1 to 3057 and encodes 1018 amino acids. Gene Ontology annotation, biological process: cilium assembly; cilium movement. The transcript has 7 exons. Gene Ontology annotation, cellular component: extracellular exosome; motile cilium.
AUGCCAGCAAAACGUCAAAAGGGUACCCGUAAAACCAGUGUUCAAUCGUUGGAAGCUGCUGCCCCUGUCCAUCCAGAGCCGCCGAAUGUUUUUUUGUAUAUACAACUGGCAAAUAUCUGCCCGACCACCCUGCCGAAGACGAUCCAUCCAUUGGAGAUCCAUUUAAGGCAGGGCGACAGUUUGAUCAUCAAGUGCGAGGAGCACUACAACACCGAAGGGAUUAUCCGGCAGAAUGAGUUCAAUACGAAGCCCACAUUCACGUUGGUCUUCCAGCAGGACAACCUGGACCGCAUCAACCAUGCAGCCAACAAUCCGCUCCUUGUUAUGUUCUACAUGCGGCAGAGCGAUAUAACCAGCGAUUAUAACGGCGAGGAGGCGGAGGAUGGUGAAUUUAUUGACGAUCCACAGGUGCUUUCCGUGGCGAGCAUUUUUGACGAUGGUUAUGAUGAGCACAGGGAGAUCGACUAUCACCCGGGGAAUGAGCAGCUGGUGCUGCUCAGCGCUGGCUAUCUGGACGUGAUCAAGCUGUUCGGUCAUCAUCGCAGCAUGAUCAGAGAGUGUCUCUACCUCUAUCCCGUACCCGAUGUGCCCCAAGAGCUCCGCACCACCGUCCACACGGAUUGGGAUCUAUAUACACUGCUGCCCAUUGCCAAGGAGCUGACUUUCACCAACAUGGCCUUCAUCACCUUCGAGUCCAUCUACAAUCUAAAGGAAGAGUACCUGCUGAACGUGGACUCCAUGAUUGUGAGGAUCAGCUUUCGCUCGAAGCUGCCCAACCAGGGAAACGAAUUCCAGUUGAUUCCACUGUGCGAGUUCUCGAACUUGGAACAGGACUGCAUAAGCAAGCAGUUCAUUCACCAUGUCUUCGAGUACUUCCGCCAGACCAUCCCGGAAUACAAAACCACCGGCCUGAAGUCCACCAUGGAGGUGGAGAUGCACAAGCUUUUCUCGCAGCUCGCCCUCUCCGAAGGCCUGGAGGUUGAAUUUGGUAUGAUUGACACUAUCUUUGAUGAGGCGAUCAUCUGCAAUGGCUUUCAUCGCUAUAUCCUCACCAAGGCGAUGGCCGAUGCUCUGUGCAAUGCUAUUGUAUGCCAGCAGUAUGACUUGGCAGUGGAAGUUUUCCAGUCGAGCUCCAGGAACUCCUACCAUAAGGUGUUCCAGGGCAUCCUGGAUCCGGCUAUAAUGCUAUAUCCAGGAGUGCAAACCAUGCGCUUUGCCGUCGCGUUGGAAUACGUGGGCAAGAGGAAGUCCCGAGCCAAGCGGCAGACGAUCGUGAGCAUCCUGAGUCAGCGGAGUGGCAAGAACGAGACUAUGCUGCCGACGUUUGCCAUCAUUAAGCUCUGCCUGCUGGCUCCGAUCGGCGCGAUCUACCAGGAGCUAAAGGUAUUCCGCGAGAGCUUCAUUAGCCAGAACCGCCUGCUAUUUUGCGAUCAGCCCUACAAAGAGUCACUUGUAGCGGACUUGGCGGAGACCCAGCGAGAGUCCUAUGCUCGUUUCGACAAGUUCAUGCGCGAUACCAUCGGCUUUAUUCUCAGUAAGAGCGUAAAGGCCAUCGAGGAUCGGAAACCACACUUUUGCUGCGACAUCCACAACCUGACGAACAUCCUGCUGAAGCUCUUGGGCAGCGUGUUCAAUACGCGCACCCCCACCAAAACAAGUGUGGAAUUUAAGAACCUGUGCGCCGACGCCUAUAAUGAGCUGGAGCCCCGAAUCUAUAGAAUAUUGAACAGAGUCGAGGAUGCGGGCUUCGAUAAUUUCGUUGUUCAUCCCCAAAUUCAAAUGGAUGAAAUUAUCGAUUAUAUCAAUGCCAUCAAACUGCUGUACGCUGUCAAGGAUGAUCGUAUGGCUCAGUAUGUGCUUGAGAAGGCUUGCACCGAAAAGUCAUAUGAUGAUCGAUUGAAUUUUUUUAUGGUUAUCGUGCAUAUGGAACGGUGCGAAUAUGCCGAUGUAAAGGCGUAUUUUAACUCGCAGGAAUAUCGGGUGCCGGAAAACUAUGAAUACUUUGCAGACUGGAUUAAGCUGUACCUAAAAUACCUAGAUACGCGGGACGAUCCGGAAACAGCUGCGAAUAGUACGGAGUGCCUGUUACGUAGCCUUUUUGAGUUCACGAAGGCAAAUCCACUAAUGCAUGAAGGCUGGAUCCUGCUAUUCUGCUACUAUACGAAGUUCAAAUAUGAGCCCGGAUGUGCCUAUGCCCGUUGGCAAGGCAACUUUGCCACUAUGCAAAUGAAGCAAGGCCGUCAUGGUGCUUCCACAUCUCCGUACAGUUUGUGGGGCAUAUUUCUGACUAUCCUUCCGGAAUUCUCAACGAUUCGCGGCACUGUAUUCUUUGAUGUUGUCAAAACAUUCGUGCGCUUGGGCCUCUACGAGUUCGCCCAAGUGGUGUUCAGCGUUGUGGAAGAUAACUGCUCCGAAGCAAAUCGAUAUAUGAUCAAUACUCAGCUGAAGAUUCUACUCAAUCGAUUGGAAGAUAAGUUUGUGGUGCGGACCUUUAAAUUCGGCAGAGAUGAUAGAGCGGCCGCAAUGAAUGCCCAACUCAAUGGGAAUGUGGAGUACUAUCGAGGCAAUAUGGCGAAGGCGGCCAUCUUCUAUGGUGCCACUUUGGAGCUUCCCGUAAUCGACGAGAAUGAGCGGGAUUAUUUCGUUGUUAGCAAAAUGCGUUUGGGUUACAUUGCCUACGAGAAUGGGGACUACUACAAGGUCAUUCAGGCCCUAAGCUAUCCGUACAUUGGCAAGCUGAUUCCCAUGGUCUCGAGCUAUCUUAUGGGCAAGGCCUUCUACAAGCUGGACAACCUCGAUAUGGCUCUGCAGUGCUUUGCCAACUGCACCCGAUCACAGAAUCAUGUGCCCAUCAUUUGGGGUUUUCUUGCUCUGAUUAAUCUCCGCUUGGGGGAAAACUACAAGGCCUUGGAGUGCUGGAAGUAUGCCAAGAUUGAUCCCCUUUUGGAAAUCGAUGAUGAGAUGAUCUUUGAGGAGCUGGCAGCCAUCGACUGUGACACCGUUGAUAUGUACAUCGAUGUGCCGGGCUUCCACAGCGAUGUAUCAUUUUUUGAGUAAUUUCCUGACCUGGGUGCAUGAGCGAUUUUGUAUAUAUUUUAUUUCAGUGGAAUGAGAACCCAUAAAU